AUGGCGAUCUUCACCUUCGACGACGAUGAUGCGCAAGCUGAAAGGAGAGAUGCGCAGCAGGCCUCGGAGCCCGCGAUGACCGUCGACGACGUUUUCACGUCCAACAAAAUGGACAUGGACAUGGGCUUGCCAAAUGUGCCCCUCCAGGUGGGUACCCCGCCUAUCGCUAUCGCGUCUCCACUGCCCAAGCGCGCAAUUCAGCCCAAUAUAGAAGCGAAGCAGCAAGGUCCGGACAAGCUGGACCUACACGCAGUCAUGAAGAAGGCACAAAAGAACAAGAAGAAAAAGAAAAAGACUACGAAUGGCGGCGCUCCUGCUGCCAACAUUGCUCGAGGUUUCCACACCCCAGUCACUUCUGGCGGAGAAGAAUCGGAUUUCUCUGCUGCUGCUACACCGCGGUUUGGGCCAAGCAUCUCUGGUUUGCCUAGUAUAACCAGCAGCCCUGCGCUUAGGCCAAUCUCGUCGAUGGGAGGCAUCAGCAGUCUCAAGGCUCAACUUGAAGCUCUGAGCAUUGGCGCCCACUCAGAUUCGCCCUCGAAGUGCCCACCUGCACAACAGGUCGUUUCAGGCAUGUCAAGCAACACCAGUAUGUCUGGACUUGAUAGCACGAGCGACAGCGACCGCACAGAGAUGGAAAGUUACGAAGUCAAUCUGGAUGAAGACUUUAGCGUCGAUACCCUUUCGAAAACUUCCACCAUGCUUGGCAACAACAUCAUGCGCAAGAUGAGCGCCGACGACUUCGAGCCUCUGAUGUGUCUUGGCAAGGGCAGCUAUGGCACCGUACUUCUAGUGCGACAACUCAGCACAGGUCGUUUGUUUGCUCAGAAAACCUUCAAGAAGGCAUCUAUCACAGUUCACAAGAAGUUGAUUGAGCAGACCAAGACAGAGCGCAACAUCUUGGAGAGCGUCAAUAGGCACCCAUUCAUCGUCAACUUCUACUACGCCUUCCAGGACCACGAGAAGCUCUACCUUAUUCUCGAAUACGCGCAGGGUGGUGAGCUUUUUCACCAUUUGGCCGCCGAACGCAUGUUCAGUGAGGACGUAGCAGCUUUUUACAUGGCCGAGAUGGUACUUGCUCUCGACCAUCUUCACCGUACGGUUGGCGUUAUUUACCGCGAUCUGAAGCCGGAGAAUUGCCUUCUUGACCAUGAAGGACAUUUGCUUCUCACUGAUUUCGGUUUAAGCAAGGUCACCCUUGAUGAUGAGAGCCCUUGCCGCUCCAUUCUUGGCACCCCUGAGUACAUGGCCCCUGAGGUCAUCGAAGGCAAGGAGUAUGGCGCAGCUGUGGACUGGUGGUCUCUUGGCGCCCUUGGUUUCGAUUUGCUCACCGGCGCGCCUCCCUUCACCGGCAACAACAACGCCAAGAUUCAAGAGAAGAUCACCAAGCAGAAGCUCGCUCUGCCGUAUUUCCUCAGCGCCGAUGCAAAGGACCUGCUUACUCGUCUACUGCGCAAGGACCCCAAGAAGCGCCUCGGAUAUAACAUGGCCAAGGACAUGCAAACUAUCAAGAGCCACCGCUUCUUCCGCAAGAUUAAUUGGAAGCAGCUCGAGGCACGUGAGCUGGAGCCGCCCAUUCAGCCUUUAAUCACGGACCCUGAGCUAGCUGAAAAUUUUGCGCAGGACUUCAGGGACUUGCCGCUCAGCCCGGUACUGACGAGGAACUUUUUGAGCGAGGCGCAGAGCAACCCCUUUGGUGGUUUUAGCUUCGUAGCCAGCCAGAGCCUGUUGGAUGGCGGGGAUUGGGGCUACUGA
Messenger RNA from Ascochyta rabiei, 1752 nucleotides. RefSeq names its product Non-specific serine/threonine protein kinase. The transcript has a single exon. Gene Ontology annotation, molecular function: protein serine/threonine kinase activity; ATP binding. Lineage: Eukaryota; Fungi; Ascomycota; Dothideomycetes; Pleosporales; Didymellaceae. Gene Ontology annotation, biological process: protein phosphorylation. The record is from RefSeq and is a predicted model, not a curated record. The coding region runs from base 1 to 1752 and encodes 583 amino acids.